AUGCUGCUCUGCCUGGUCGGGUGCGUGGCGUGCGGCGUGCUGAGGUGCAGGCGGCGGCAGAAGGGAGGAGAAGACGACGACGAGAAGAAGAAGCCACAAUGGGGCGAGAAGGGCGACGACGAGGAGGAGGAGGAGGACGUGGUGGUCUCGGCGGCCAGGGGUGCGUCGUCGGCAGCGCCCGUGGUGCUGUUCGAGCGGCCGCUGAUGCAGCUCACGCUGGGCGACCUGGCCGCGACCACGGCCGGCUUCGGCCGCGAGUCGCAGCUCGCGGAGCGCGGUGGCCGCAGCGGCGCCGCGUACCGGGCCGUGCUCCCCGGUGACCUGCACGUCGUCGUGCGCGUCGUGGAGGGCGCCGUGGCCGGGCUCGCCGAGGACGACGGCAACCCGGCUGCCGCUGCCACCGCGUUUCGGGAGCUCGCGCGCCUCCGCCACCCCAACAUUCUUCCGCUCCUUGGCUACUGCAUUGCAGGCAAGGAGAAGCUACUCCUUUACGAGUACAUGGAGAAGGGCGACCUGCACCGGUGGCUGCACGAGCUGCCAGCGGGGCGGCCGGACAUGGACGACACGGCGGGCAGCGGCGACAUCUGGGAGGCGGCGGAGGUGAAGCUGUUCAUCUCCGACUGGCCCACCCGGCACCGCAUCGCGCUGGGGGUGGCCCGGGGCCUGUCGUUCCUGCACCAGGGGUGGGCCGGCGGCGGCGGGUCGGCGGUGGUGCACGGCCACCUGGUGCCGACCAACGUCCUGCUGUGCGACGACCUGGAGCCCCGGAUCUCAGACUUCGGGUUCGGGCACAACCACAACCACAACGCGACGCCCGAGGGCGACGUGUACGGGUUCGGCGUGCUGGUGCUGGAGCUGAUGACGGGGCAGGCCGGGUGGGACGAGGCGUCCGUGAGCUGGGCGCGGGGCAUCAUCCGCGACGGCAAAGCGCUGGACAUCGUGGACCCGAGGGUGCGGGACGAGGCCGCCGCCGGGGCGGAGGCGGAGGCGGCGGAGCGGGAGAUGGUGGAGUGCCUAAGGGUGGGGUACCUCUGCACGGCGCACUCGCCGGACAAGCGGCCGACGAUGCAGCAGGUAGUGGGGGUGCUCAAGGACAUCCGGGCGGCGCCUCCUCCCACGCCCGCCGGUCCGGGCAGCUAG
Molecule: messenger RNA, 1140 nt
Organism: Miscanthus lutarioriparius
Lineage: Eukaryota; Viridiplantae; Streptophyta; Magnoliopsida; Poales; Poaceae
Source: the annotation of a GenBank genome assembly